GGAAAUAUUUAAAUGUAUAUUUAUUUAUCUAAAAUAUAAUUUUGACUAAGGCACUCGUCUUCCGGCUUCUUCCCUCCUCGUACUGUACAUCAUUACCUUCCCCAAUCUUGCGUUUUCUCACCUGAACACUAAACUUUUAACACCAUGGAACAAGCUCUCUAGUAGCUACCUAAUGAAGCUUCACUGCAUCAAUUUAUCUGGCUAUGGCGUUUCAACACUUUGAACCAAUCUUUUCCGAACCCAAACUGGAGUGGAAAACUCACACUUCUUCACCUUUGCGUCCUUUUUUGUUCCAUGCUUACGCUCCUGAUUCUUCUCACUUUGUAAUUCAUGUCACUGAUUUCCACUCUGAUACUUGGGAAGCUCAUCUUUCAGUUUCAUUGCUUGAGGACAUUAGGGAUAUUAUUGGAAUAGGGGGGUCUUGGUCAGAGUUUAUUGAUUAUUUUGUAACUUCCCUCAAGUCAGAAGAUCUGAAGCUGGUUCUUGAGGCAGAUUCUAAUUCAGAUGGCGUCAGUUCUGCCAAAUUAAUUGCUCAAAAAUCAAAAGGAAUGCCUCUUAUCACCAUUCCUCUCAUCAAACUUGUGGACUCCAGUGCUAGUGAAGCUGUAUCAAAUUUAUCCUUGGGCCUCUUUAAGGCAUUCAAAAGUAUAAAAUGUUCUCUUGUAGAUGUGCAGGAACGCUCUGUCCAGUUGACAAACAUGAUGGCAGCUGAGAAGGAAAGAAAUGAAACCGUACAAUUGGAUCGACGGCAAAAGUUUCAAAAAAUUAGCGACUCAGAGAAAGCAGGUGUUUCUAAUAAUGGAACGCAAAACUCUCCAGGUAAGCAAACAGCUCAGGAUACAGGUGCUGCAAAAGUUAAGAAUCGUGCAAUGCCAGCAUAUCGUAGGGCCAAAGUAAGAGGGGCGGUCUUGCGCGAUAGUGAUCCUGAGUCUUAGUCGAUAAUUCAAACCAGCUGUUCUAUAGGAAGUUAAAAGUUUGUCAAGACUCUGUUUAUUUCCUUUUCAAUAUAUUUGUACUAUUUAUUGUAUAGCAUGGAAAUCAUAUAUUACUAGUUUGUCCGGUCACAUAAAUUUCAGUUUUUCUUUCACUUGUCAACUAUGAAAAUGAAAAUUGCUCAUUUGAUA
Lathyrus oleraceus (garden pea) is the source of this 1124-nucleotide messenger RNA. RefSeq lists its product as uncharacterized. NCBI's taxonomy places the organism in Eukaryota, Viridiplantae, Streptophyta, Magnoliopsida, Fabales, Fabaceae. The transcript is spliced from 8 exons. The coding region runs from base 204 to 935 and encodes 243 amino acids. The record is from RefSeq and is a predicted model, not a curated record.